GCUAAAUGUCCAAUUUCCGUGAGGUCAGAGGCAGAGUGGUAGCGAUGUCAUCGCAUUUCCUUGCGCUAUAAGAAGGUCCUCUUUGGGACAUGAUUUCUAAGUCAUCUGACCGUCUACCGGAAGAGAGAAGCAGGUGAGUUUAAGGGAGGUAAAUAUUUUUCUUAAAUCGGUAACAGUUUUAUAUUUUCAAAUUUAGUAACUGUGUGCAAGACUAAAUAUUAUAUUUAAAUUUGUCUAUAAAUGUGCAAUUAUUUGGAUUGUACAUCAUGGUGUUUAACUUUCUUUUGGUUUGUUUGUUUGAUAACGUAACAAAUACAUAUUUUUGUUUAAUUAAAAAACAUAAAAAUAUGUAUUUUAAGUUUAUUUUUGGGGGGAUGUAAUUAUUAAUUAUAUAUAUAUAUAUAUAUUUUUUUUUCAUUUUUUUAAAUUUAUUUUAUUUUUUUAAAUCUUGACAUGAGCUAUUUUUAAAAUGUAUGUCUAUUUUAUGUGUUUAUUUUUAUCAGUGUUUUACAUGCAAUUUUGGGUUUGGCGAGGGUUUUGGUUUAUUUUAUUUUUUUUUUGAAAUUUUCUCUCACUUAAAAUGCCAGCUCCACAUCCAUGGCAACUCUCCAUAAAGAAAGACAAACACAUCUGUCAGGUGCAAUUUAUACACAAAUCAAAGUAAUGUAGUAAAAGAUUAAUGAACCCCCUCUUAUUAAUGGGAUUUAAUUUAGUAAACACAGGGAUCUUUUAGUCAGGAUGCAGGCUGUAUGGAGAUGAAUUCCUAAUUCGUCUUCAGCAAAUCAACUGGGGUCCCAGCCUUGCAUUAUUCUAAAAAUUCAAUUUAAUCCACUGCAGGUCAGUUCUUUUAUGGUUUGGACGAUUCUUAUAAUCUAGUGGGAGGUUUGAUUUGUUAUUUUCAUGCAGAUUCAAUUCAUGGUGUAGACAGAUGACCUCUUUCUUUCUGUUAACUAAAUCAAGUUAAUCUUUGAGUAGACAAGUAAUUUAUGGCCAUGAAAAUUCAAUAUAUAUAAUUUAUGCUGAUGGGAUUUUUUUUUUCUUUUUUUUACUCUUAUAGUAGAAGACUAAACUGUAUUCAAUUUGGAAUGUAGCCUAAAAAAACAAAAACAGGAGAAAAUGCUCAGCAUGUUCCAAAUUGUAAAUAAGGAAAAAUCAAGAGAAAAAUAAAACACAUUUAAGAGUUUUCCAGAAAUAUAAAACCAGACAAUAUUAAAUUGUAUUAAAUUGUCCGCUCUUUUAAAAUAUGAUAAAAAGCGGUAUAUGAGAACAUUUGAAAUGUUUUUUAUUCUAGGAAAAUUAGGAGAGGAGCGACUGGAGAAUGCUUGCCCUAAAUCGAGAUGUUAUUAUUAUUAUCGCCAUGGAUAUGGCGCCAACAGAUUCCUUAGCACUUUACAGUAUUAUAAGAGGGGGUAUUUAACUAUAAAUAGGACAAUUACAAGAAAACUUACAGGAACGAUAGGUUGAAGAGGCAUUAGUUGAUUUAACGGUAACAUAUUGUGGUAGUGGAUAUAUGGAGUGGUGUUACAGCUGAAAUGGUAGAUGGGAAGGUAAGUGAGAAAUAAAUAUAGUCAGCACAGGGUUAUAAAUGGUAAAAGUCUAUAUUUAAAAACGGGCAUUGAAUUUUAAAUUAGGAAAUAUUUCUCUAGUUGUGAGUUUGAAUUUUUAUCUGUCAUUUGUAUAUUAUUAUAAUCAUUUAUAAAGCUCCAACAAAUUCUGUAGCACCGUACAAUGGGUGGAAUACAAUAUACAUAUAUAUUAGGAACGUAGAUAUUUAUGGAAAGUGUAAGCUCUUUGGCUCCUUAGAUUAUUCUCUGUUGUUUGUUUGCUGUAAUCGCCUGUCUGCAUUUGUUACAGGAUAUUUUUAGGAGGUUAUAUUUAGAUGGUUUAUUAUUAUUACUAUUAUAUUUGUGUUACGUAGACAAUGAAGACUUCUAGAUGGGGAGGGAAAAGGGGGGAAUUAUUGCUGUGUUUACUAACCAGACACUUAUUUAAAGAUGCCUUUAUCUUCACUUACCAGAUCUUUUUUUAUAUACAUUGAAGGGGCUUACUCAGACUUUGGAAACGCAAAGCCACUAAAAGUCACCAAUAUGAUGAUAUCCAAUUGUUUUUGGCUGAUUAUGUCUGCCACUGUCCAUGUGUCACUUUAUAAUUAAUGGACAUGGCUCAGAAGUACUUACAAGAUUCUAGGGCUCCCUUAGCAUGGGUUGGCAAUGUAGAACGAUUCAUACGUUCUAGAAUACGUUAUGUUGCAGGCUGAGCCUCCUUGGAGCUAUGUUCAGCCGUAUCCAGUGAUAAGGUCUGCUGGUUGAGAAACACAAACAGUUACAGACAAACGGAAGGCUUGGCAGCCUGGGAUUAACUGUCUAUAGCAUCUGGAUGGCAAAUAUUAACUUUCUAUAUUUCCAACUAUUGCAGCGUUUGUCUAAAAUGUAAAAUCCUAAUGUCAGUUAUCCACACUUCCCCAGAUCCCCAAUCUGGCAAAGCAUCAUAGGAGUUGUAGUCAAACAGAAUUCAGUAGUGUACUUUUUGGGCAUAUAUGCUUCAGUAAUUACUUAUAAAUGGAAUCACAAUUUAUUGCCUGUACACAUAUACAGUAAAUUGGAAUUGUUAGGAAUUAGCUAAGAAAUUUUACAUCAAGAAAUCUGAACUGAGUUUUUUUGCAGUUUGACUAUAUUGGCCCAAAAUCUAAAAAUGUUCAAAUUCUGAUCAUUUAGAGUUAAAUGAAUAUUCCAAAGAGAAUUGAAACCCAGUUUUACGCCACAGUAUGGAGUUGGAAGAAUUCUCAAAAUUACAAAAUGUUAAGUCAGCAAGAGGAUGAUGUGUGCAAUAAAUCCCUGCCGUUCACAAACAAACCGAUAAAAAGGACCAUAACAUAGAGUAUUUCUUGUCAACACUGUAAACCCUCUGUUGUCUGUGGACAGUGUGAAAAAACAACCUUGAGACUGUGCAUGUGGAAUCCGCUGUAUCAUAUGGGCUAAUAAAUGCUUGUUGGUGUCCUGGCUGAGCCUAGGUUUGCUACAACUAGCGAGAUCAUAUGGACUACUGACAAAUAGUUUUCUGAAUGGUUAAAAUUCUCCCUUUCUAAAGGGAUCAAGGCACGUAUGGCAGCAGUAAAAAAUGAGAAAAGACUUGAGAACACAGUAGCAAAGGAAAAAGAACAAAACAUAUAAAAAAAUGAGCAAAAAAAGUCAGGCAAACACACAUUUCUUUCCAGUUUGUACAUGAUUCAGAAAUGAUUGACAUUAUCAUGUCUGAUCUUUAGGAGAUCAACCUUACCAACAGCAGUAAUAAUUUCUACAAUCUUGUUUCAAGGAACACUCCAAGAUCCAUAGCCAAUAUAACGUAGUAAUUAUAGUGCCAGGACUCCAUAUUAUAUUUUUAAUAAUAUUUUUUAUUUUUUUUAUUUUAUUUAUUUAUUUAUAUUUUUUUGUGAUUAUGCCUACUUAUCCCUAUAUUAAACUAAAAAAGUAUUUGUGAGGUGGAUGAUGGAGGCAUUUUAGCUCCCUGACGAUCAUUAUUAUAAUGGGUUGUGAUGACAGUUGCUAAAUCUUUAAAGUGGAUCAGUCACUUUUGGGGGUGGUUAAAUUUUUUUGCUAAAACCUCUGAAGGUGACAUUUCCUGAUCUGGUCCAGUGGUCAUGGAGUGCAGUGGAAUGGAUGGUAGGUUUACCUGAAGCUGCCCCUCAUGGUUGCCACCAUCUUCUUCCUACAGACAUUCUUCGUCUUCUUGAGCAUCUUCUGCCAAGAGCUGCGUCAGUACGGUGCUCUUGCACAUACGCAAGAGAACAAGACUUAGGUAUAUGGAGGAUCCAGGAGUCUCCAUAGACCACAUUUUAUGAUGAGCAAGAGGAUGCCUGAAUCCCACAGUCCUGACUUAUGACAGCUGCUGGGAUUGGACAUCAGAGCUCUGUCCUUUAUCAACGUUUGUCAACCUCAGACCUUUACUUUGUCUUCUGGUAUCGUUGGAUUCCAUUGGAAUUUCAAUUAAAUUAUAACGUUGUCUGCUUGAGUAUUUCAUAAAGAUUAUAUCCUUAUAAAAUGCUCCAAAGUAACAAAGUUGCAUUCAUAUAAAUUGAAAAAAGAACAUGACAUCAACAUUAUUUAAUACAAUGUUUUAUUCAACGGUGUAAUGCCCAAAGAGGUGGCAGCUUCUAGACAGCUACUUGUUGGCUUUCAUUAAGGAUCUACUCAAGAAACUGUGAAUUAUGGUUAGGUUGACACCAAAAAUCUCAUAUCAUUAUCCAUACCAGACCGAUAGAGAAUUAUGGGAUUUUGGAACUGCUAAACAACAAGACAAUGACUUGCAUGACAAGUGGACUUUAAAUUUAAUGUUAAAGUGUGAAAUAAAAAAAAAAGUAUUACUGAGGCUUGCUGACUCAAAUGUACUGGCAUGGGUACACAUUUUACUGCUGAAUAAUGAUAUAUUUCCAUGUUCAGCAAAAGCCCUACAAAUGCUGCAACGUAUGACGUUUUACGGAAAGUACCAAUAUAUUGAUUUCCUGCGCCUUUGCACUUUGUUCCUGAACGCAAUCCGCAACAGAUUCAUAACAACCGCAAUGACGACAGAAGCGAGGACGAUAAAAAAAAAAAUUGUUGCCUGCAUUUCUGAGAAACAGUCUCAGAGAUAUAUCUUCUAACCCAUCUCCGGUUUUUGUGUUACACCCUACUGAAAUAGUCCGUAUUGAUUAAUGCAUACAUUGCAUUACUGCAUGACCGCAUAUUAGCCAUCUCUACCGUAAACACAUUACACAUACUGCUUCUAGUAAAAUAUGUAUGGAAAACCUUGUGAAAGUAUUCAGACCGCUUCCCGAUUCUCACAAUUUACUGAAAAACUGUCAAUUGAAUCUUUUAAUGAAAAUAAUUAAAUUAUUAUUUUUUAAUAUAUAGAAAAAAAUAUAGAAAGAAAUAGCACUCCAGGGACUUGUAAAUAUUGUGAAAAUAAAACGUAACUUUUGCUUGCCAAAAAAAAAUCGACGUUUCAGUUCUCACACUUACUUUCUUCAGCAUAUCCUAUUUUUUCUAUAUUGUUGUAUAAUUUUGCAGACCAGUAUCGGGCCUGAUAUAUUAAGACACCCUGGAGUGCAGGCAUAUGGAUUAUUAUAUAUAUAUAUAUAUAUAUAUAUAUAUAUAUUAAAAAGAAUUAUGUAUUAUUAUUAUUUUUAAUUAUUUAGAAACUUUUUAAAAAUAAUUAUAUAUAUAUAUAUAUUAUUUUAUUAUUUAUAUAGCGCCAUCAGAUUCCAUAGCGCUGUACAAUAUAUAUAUAUAUUUUUUUUUUAUUUUUUUUUUAUUUUUUUAUUAUUAUUAUUAUUAUUUUUAAUUAUUAAUUUAUUUAUUUUUGCCACACAUAAAUUGUGAACAGAUAACAGGGUUACUUACUGAAGGGAUAAUUCAAAGUAAAUUUCAAAUUUGAGGCAAAAGCAACCCAACUGACAGCAUAGCUGACUUAGAGAUUUUUUUUCAGUUUGUCUAUUUUGAACUUAAAUUUGAAAUUCUGUUUAAAUUCUCACUUUAGUGAUCAACCCGGUGUGAGGCAGACACAGAGACUCUUAAACUGUUCCUCAUAAGAGUUUGUUUAUUCUACAUAUAAAUGAACAUUCCAUGUAGAACCUACAGAUAAUUUUAAAAAAAAUACUCAACCCUUUUUGGAAACUCAAAGUUUAGACAUGUGAAAAAAAAAAGCCUUAACUACAAUAUAUUUAGGCUCUAUCUUAUGAGACACUAAAAUAAUAAUUUUUCUAUGGAUUAAAGUCCCUCUCUGGAUAAGGAUCCUUGGUCAGGUCUGCAGAUCUGAAGGAAUGCUGUGACAACAAAAAAGAAAAUGGUCAUAACAGCAGUAAGGGAUAGAAUACUCAAAUUACAUCAGUUAGGAUAUGUUUUAAUCAGGACUAUCAACGUAUUUAGCUAGUCCUGUUAGCAAUGCAGGGUCAAUUAUUUGGAAGUGGGAGCUAAAUCGCACCACUCAGAAAGACACUGACUAGAAAGGCUGUCCUGAAAAACUCAGCGGCCAGGCAAGGAUGAGACUUGUUAGGGUUUCCAAAAAGAGUCAAUAUUAACCUUAAAGGAGCUACAGAAGUCAGAGGCUGAGACUGGAAUAAAUGUACAUCAAUCAAAACAUUACUGCAUAAAACAGGCCUCUGCAGAAGGGUGUACAAAUAUACACAAUUAAGCCCUGUGCUUAAACUAUACCCCAGAGGCCAGAAACAGAGAGGGUUAUAUUUAUAAAUCCCAUACAAAGUAAUCAAACCUUAAAAGGGCACACAUGGGGUGUAACAUGGCUAAUAAUCCCUUAAAAGGGCACACAUGGGGUGUAACAUGGCUAAUAAACCCUUAAUAGGGCACACAUGGGGUGUAACAUGGCUAAUAAGCCCUAAAUAGGGCACACAUGGGGUGUAACAUAGCUGAUAACCCCUUAAAGGGCACACAUGGGGUGUAACAUAGCUGAUAACCCCUUAAAAGGGCACACAUGGGAUGUAACAUAGCUGAUAACCCCUUAAAAGGGCACACAUGGGGUGUAACAUAGCUGAUAACCCCUUAAAAGGGCACACAUGGGGUGUAACAUGGCUAAUAAACCCUUAAUAGGGCACAGAUGGGGUGUAACAUGGCUGUGUAACGCUAAAGUCAAUGGCACAGAAAGUAUCCCUAGACCAGUGAUGGAGCCUUUGUAUAGAUGAGCUUAAUGACUGGCAGUGGCUUUGCCCUUAAUUUGCCUCACUUCUGGAAAUAGUCACACUGUUUUUUUUCUAGAAGACCAGAGCAGCUGAGCUGAAAACAUUACAUGAUGACUUAGAGAAUUUUUCCAGAUUGGCUUUUUUAAUCCUUGAAUUUGAAAUUCACUUCGAAUUCACCUAAAAUUCUUAUUCUAGUGAGUUUCAAAUAGUUUAUUAGGGCAUAAUAAAUACAAAAAUGAUUGAUAUUACCUAGCCUUUAAUGUUGGAUAAAACAUGGGACGGCCUUAUACUAUGAGGAUGUUUUAUUUAAUAGUUAUUCCAAGUCGCUCGUGGCUUAAUACUAACUGAGAACAUUGUCAUACACCGCAUUCUGUGUGAGUCAUGGAAGCUGUAGUCCACCACAGAUGAAGUACGACAGAUUGUUUUUUUUUUAACUAAUAAUUUUGAUUUAUCUAGAAAUUACUGUCUAGAUUAGGCUUACCCAAACUCCGGCCCUCCAGAUGUUGCUGAACUACAACUCCCAUGAUUCUAUGAAUGAGAUAGGCUGAGAAUCAUGGGAGUUGUAGUUCAGCAACAUCUGAAGGGCCUCAGUUUGGGGAAGCCUGGUCUAGAUAAAUGAUAGAAUUCCCCAAAGUUACAUAAAACCUCCCAAUGUUGAAAAGUAUGAUAAGGGGCGGGUGGGAGAGAAUGGCUAGUGGCGCAAGGCUAAUGAAUUCCAUUUUACUGUGUUCAUGGUGUGGCAUCAUCUUUAACAGUAACACCAGGAGAGUUUUUGUACGAAUAAGGGCAUGUUAGGUUUAGGGACUGCUGACAUUCUCGCCGCAGAAUUUUGUCCAAAUUUAUACAAAACUGACUGCUGAAAGCAAUAUGUCAAGUGUAGGACUGAGCUAGAGGCACGUGGGGGUCCCAUGGUUUGACACAAAAUCUUGUGAUGUGCCAUGUGCAUGCUAUCUUCAUCUGUAGUAGUUAUGGUGUUUAGAGUGCCCUUUAACUAUUAGCCCCCAAACUUAAUUCCCCUAGUCCUAAAAACCUUUAUUCCCCCUACCAUUAAAAAAGUCCUCACCUACCAACCUACUUAAUGGGGUACACUACUGUCACUACAGCACACGAUACAGUCCUCAUUAUCACUAGUGCUCUAAUGACGCUGCUAUACUAUCAAUGUUGACAUGCUGAUUGACAGAAUCAAAGUAAAAUGCUCUCUGCUUUGCAGGCUGUUAUAUGACAAAAUGUGAAAUGUAUUUACUGAGCUCAUGUAGUACAAAGGAAGGGUGGUUGUAGAGUAUGUCUGCUACAUGAUUGUAGUAAAAUCAUUACUCCACAGCUAGGUACAUUUAUCAUGUGCCACUCUUUAAAGGGGAAAUCAAGUCACUUAAAAAAAUCAGACUACAAAGCCCAUCAUCCUCAGCCAGCAAAUGCAAUUAUAUCACUGCAAGUUGUAUUUCCCAUUUGAGUGUUGAAAACCCUUAUUCCAUUAAAAAAAAAAAAAACAAGACAUAGGAGCAGGAGCAGUUCACCAUUACAUUAUUUAUCCAUAUGGAGUCGUUUUAUCCUUGUCUUGUCCACGUUCUACAGUUUUUUAAUAUGAGAUGUCUGCGUUUAUUCUUAAACGUCUAAUGAUCAUCGCAUGUCAGUUAUAAACAUUCUUAUACUCUCAGAGAUGCCAAGUUAGAUGUGGGCAGGUCCCCUAGUGUCAAUAACCAGAAACUGCAUCAAAUAAUGUGGGUCUCACUGCAAGUAUUUCAAAUUGAUGUUUCUAUGGAACAAGGGGGUCAUUUACUAAACACUGAAUUGUACUAAGUUGGAAACCAAAUUGCAAAAUGUAAGCCAAUCUAACUGAUUUGGAAAAAUUCUCCAACUUGACUAUAGUCACAACUCAGUUGUGCAAUCCAGAUUUAAUUUGAAUUAAUUAAGUCAUAAUUAUGUAGGCAAAUAGUGCAGUUAUGGACCCAGCAGUUCUCCCCUUGUGUUAAACAUUCCUCAAAGUUCCACUCACUUAUUUCACAGGACAAAUUUCAAACCCUGUUCUAUUGAAGGUCACUGUAAUGUCCCGUAGUGGGUAAGCCUGGGACAUCGUUGUUUUUUUUUUUUAAUUUUGAGAUUGACCUGGCAAGUGUGGAUGACGAGAUUAAAAAAAUAAUUAAAAUAGGAAAAUGGUUUAUAUGCCAACAAAUAAUUAUGAGCUGUUUCAUUUUUGGUUUUAGUACACAUAGGUUUUCUGCCCAUUUUCAGUAUGAAUCGUCUCACUACAUUAUUAUUGUUGACAUCUUUACUUCCUUUUUACCGUCAUAACUCAAGAAAGGUAGUACUGAAGAAAAAAAAAUUGGUGAUUUCCCUAGUGAAGUAACGACAAUGGCGAACAGACACGCAGCCCACACUUCUACACUGCUCGCCGGUGACAUUGGAAGAUCUGGCCUUGUCCCAGGUGCCUGACAUAUAACACCGGAAUUUGAUUUUAUGCUGCGUUUUGAUGUGUAGUGCCUGUUGGUGGUUAGCCACAAGACACUUACUCUGUGCAAAGAACAGCUUGGCAUGCCUUCAAACACUCGGGGCAAAAGCAGACAUCUCUUCACUACGUGUUUUGCUUUGAGCCUAUAAUCCCAUUCCACAAAACAGGUGCAAAAGCUGAUCCCACUCCAGAGUAGCUUCAGCGAAAGGAAAACAAACAGGACCCACAAAUACAGUACAGCUGCUGCCUCCCAAUCUGUCCCUACCAGAGGACACUCUACGGACUGGCCCCUGGAGUUCUUCAUGAUACCCCAAAGCAGGGAAGAGCCACCGAAAACAUGCAGAACAUUCGGCCUUUAAUGCUACUUAUUUGGCUGCUACACCAGAGCCGGUGCCGCUUUAUUUUAGAACUGGGGGUUUCGUAAGAUAUAAAUAAAUGGAUUAAAGUUUGUUUUGGUUGUUAUACAGCCCGUUAAAAGGUGGAAUUACUAAUAUGUUGUCAUAUUGUCAACUAUUAUGUUUUUUCUCUUUUUUUGGAGAGUAAGACAAGAGAGAGUGGAUGGGGGUCAGGUUUGGAAUUGUCACCGUGACUGUGGAGUGGUUGAUGGAAUACUUGUUUCACUUACAGACACACUUGCACUUGUGUUAUACAAAUAAACAACACAAGAAGAGCUAUCUUAACGGACAAGUGGAAAUGCUGGGCAAAGAAAACACAUGGUGCUUUAGUCUGAAGAAGUCUAUAUCUCUGUGUCUCUUUCUUCUUCUCUCACCCCUCAACUCUCCCUCCCCUUCUCACUUUCUCUCCCCCUCCCUGUUUGUAGAUGCCAAAUUAUCUUUUGCAUUCACAUUGCCUCUAGCUCUCGUUUUUUUUCCCCGAUCUCUUUAUCCCUCUUGUCUUGUACGGAUUCAAUGCGAUGAAACAAACGUCACUUUAAUGAAGAACUUCACAGUUCAUUAUUUUAACUCUACAUUAUGAUACAGAGUGUUCCAUGUCCCUUCGACUAUUAAAAAAAUAAAUUAAAUGCAGCUUCUGUAGUUACUCAACUUGACCAAAGUAGUAAAUGAAGCAGGUCAGCUAAGCUCACCCCCAAAAAACAUACCUUUUACAUUUACAGCAAAUUAAGAAGUGUAAAAUUAAAAGGGUAUCUAAGUAACAAACUCGAAAGCACGGUAUAGUGGCGAUGUUAACAAUAGUCUCUGGGCCCUGUUCCCUGGUUCUUUGAUCAACUGUUUUGGGGUAUGUUAACCCAGCAGUCACAGCCAAUCUCGACAUCCAGGCUGAAUGAAAUUGACAUUAAUAAUGUAGAAGUGUUUAUUUUUCGUUAUCUAUGUGUUGGAGGACGAAGCAGUCUCUGGGUACGUACGGGAUUUACCCUUUUUGAUAAAAACUAUACAAGACAGUUUGAUGAAGAAUUAAAGGGCAGAGCCCAGAGACAUAACCAUUAGACAGAGUUAUUGUGGUUAUGUUGAUUAAGCACACACAGAGCCCUGCUUAUUCUAAAAUAUACAAUUCAGCCUUCUGGGAAAGCCUGGAAAGCUAGUGUGAAAAGUCAAAGUCGGUCUGAUAUUGGCUUCAUAUAAUUCACAGCACCUAAGCAGGUCAUAGUUCAUGGUCUGACACAUCAUAGACUAAAUAUCACCAAAUAUCUUGUAUUUCCAAUUGUUUACUCUCAGAGAGUUCAUACAUGACCCGUAGCUUCAUCUUCUUACUGCUUCUUGUGUCUUCUGGAAUUUCUUCUGUGCUUGACGUAGAUGAGGACAUAUUUGCCCCGUCUUCUAAAAUAGACAGUGGUAGAUUAGGCAGUGAAGGAUUGAAUUGUUUUGGCACUUGUACAUUUUUAAUAUUGUUGGUACUGCUUAGGGCACUUGACAAUGUUAGGAGUCCUUUGUAAAGCAUUUACAGGGAAGAUGGAUCUUUAGUUACUCACUGUACCCCUCUGAUGUGAGUUAAAAGUAGGGUUCAGCGGUCUUUGCGUAUGCACAAGUGUACAUCACUGAAGUCUAUGGAGAAUCCCCCAAGUCCAAUGAAGCCUCCUUAGAUAACAUCUUGCAGUAAAUGAGAUGAUGCCUGAAUCCCACAGCCGUCACUCGCGACAGCUGCUGGAAUUGGACAAAAGUUGACGGCGGAGCUCUGCCUCUUGUCAACCAUAUACUUUACCAUAAGACAAAGUUGUCCCUGCUUUGACUUAUGGCAUCUUUGGAAUUUCAGUGAAAUGCCAACUCAGUCGGCAUCACUAUUCCAUAAAGAUUAUGUCUUAAUGAGAUACUGAGAAGUGACAGAGCUGCUUUAAUAUGUCUGUGCUUUUAAUACACAGUCUUAGUCUCAGCCAGAGGUUUGUGGUCAUUACUGUCCUCCAAUUUAGACUGAUUGGGGCUUAUAGGCAUUGCAGUUAGACAGCAGCUGGACUUCCCUACUUUGAAGAGCAAUGAGAGAAUUUGGCACCCUAUGUGUAAAUUUGCAAUUGAUAUUUUCCAUAUGCCACAUGUCAUGAAGGUUAAUUGGAAUUAAUAGAGCGAAUAUCUGCGCUGCAGAUGACUUCAUGCCAACGUGUAAUGGGGAUUUAUAUACAUUGUUGUGUUUUAUCCUCUUGAUUCCUCCUGCUUCCUCGCUGUCGCUUAUCAGUAGGACGUAAAGCUAUUCCGGUGCAAAAAUACUUUAUGUUAUUGUUUUGGCUGAUCACAUUUAAUGCCAGCUGCUUUAGAUCAGAUGAAUUGCCUCCUUUCUCCCAGGGACUUUUUUUUAUUCUUGGUUUUUGGAACCCAGAGCAAUCUAUUCUGUAGCAGGAUAUCUUCAUGUGCGUGGCAUUUGGAAGCAUGUCUUUCCAUCUGUAUUUCCUUGUAAGGAUUUGUGUUCCACUUCAGUACUUGGUAACCACACAAGACAAAACGUAGUUUUGUGCAAUUACUCCUCCAAACCCUAGAUUCGGACAACGCCAAUGAAAUAGCUGGUCCACAGCUGCCCCCUAGUGUCCCUUUUGGGAAUUAGGCCCACAAAUUCUUGCAUUCAGCUGUACAUUAAAAAUAGGAGGAAUGACUCUUAAGGCUGGAAAAUUAUCGUUUUUUUCUUUCAUGGGGAAUUUUCACAUGCAGUCCUUGAACUCUGUAGUUGUUUAGGCUGGCAAAGAAUCAUUGGAGAUGAAGUUCUACAUUAUUUUUGGUAACUACUCAUGCUCUAAUUUCUCCAGUUUGCAAAAAAAAAAGUGUUGCGAUACAAGUAUCCCACUGUCCUUGCGUGAUUCACACACACACGUGUUUGCUGCUCAUUAUUAUCCACGUGUGACAUUUGUCAUGUUUGUGGCAGCAAUGAACACGGCUCACACUUUCUGUAGACACCAUUUCAUCACUACGUACUGAAAUUGUUUAAAUUCCCAAAAUAUGGAAUUAAACAUCAAGAAAAUGGCUGAUUUCUUGUGACAUGUAUCCUAAAAAAAAUUUAAAUAGCUACUUGUUUAAUCUUUUAUGCCCAGUUGAUACAGGUAACCAACCUUCUAGGUGACAUAUUUGGUUUAAUAUGAAACCAGGAAAUUUGUACUCGCCUGAACAUGUAUGUAUUAUAAGGGUGCUGCUGGGGCCAAUAAUAUACAGAAUCCAGCGCACUCACUCAAUAAAUGCCAACUUCAAAGCUACCAAGAUUGAAUUUUUUUUUUUUUUAAACACCCCACUUAGGCCGAAUUAAUUGGAAUUUAGUUACAAUAUGUUAUCAUACAUUGCAUGAGCCUACCACAACCACAUUAAUCAUUCAUAUACAUUAAUCUAAUCACUAAAUACAAUCUUGAGAAAAAAAAACAAUUGAUUUUAUUUCUCGAGUCUAGCAUGAUUUAAGACAACAUUCUGAUCAUGGUAUUAUUUUUUAGAUAUGCAAAUAACAUGUGUGUAGGGUAUAUUAUUAAGCCUUUAACCAAUGCUGAACUAAAUUGUAAACGAGAAAUCACAAAAAUAUCUCAGGUAGGUGUUUCCCUCAAAAAUAUUCUCAGACGGGGGGGGGCGUGGCCAGCCGUGCAACUGAGCAGACGUGUUUGCAGGGAGCUCCUGCUAAACACACCGAAAAUACCCCUAAAAACGCCACAAAAAAUACACAGCUCACCCCACGACCAAGACAGGGGUGACACUGAACCCCCCUAGAGAGAGAUGGGGCGCAAGCACCGCAAAUUGCAGGCAGCGGAGGCUUCUAAACUUCCAGAUAUCAGGAGGUCAUUCGAUAGGCCGCAGCAGACAUCGCAGCCUAAGAUGGCGCCUGCCAGACCUCGAGGAUCCAGUGAGUCAGAGACGUCCCCAGAUGAAGAGGGCUCGAUGUCCACACGGGCCCUCAGCAGAGUUUACCAGAGAGAGGACUCCGACUCAGACACGUCGCCCUCCACCAAGGGAGACAUUAAGAGGCUCCUACUCGAGCUUCGGGGGGUCUGGAAGAAGGACCUAGAUGGGGUGCGAGGAGAGCUGGGCGGCAUCAUGACCAGGCUGGGAGCAGUCGAGACAAGAGAGAAAGAAAGGGACACAACCCUCACAGAGACCCAAGCUCACAUAACAGAUCUCUCCCAGCAGCUCCAGCGACUCACCCGGGCCGUCACUACAAUGGAGGCUAGGCACCGAAAGAAAAACAUACGAAUCAGAGGGGUGCCAGAGACGGUGGGACCAGAGUCUGCUCUGGAUUUUGCCAAUAAAAUGGCAGCUGUACUAGAGGUUAGAGGAGAGGGUGGGCUGCCACCCGUGUCCCAUGCGUUCCGCAUACGGAAGGCUGCAACAGCCCCUGUGGACGCCCCCAGGGACAUCAUCGCGGUCACCCGGAGCCAGGCAGUGAAGACAGCGAUGCUGACCAGCUCCCGGAGCACACCCCUCAUAGCUGUCGAAAACUGCCAAGUAAGAAUCUUUGAUGACAUACCCUUCGCUGUCCUGCUGGAGAGACGCAGAUUCAUGCCAGUCACCAAACUCCUCAGAGACCACGGAGUCAGGUAUAGAUGGGGUGCGUCAGGUACCCUGGUGGUACCACACGGAGACGCAGUGUUGACGCUGUCCGCGGCAGAGGAUCCGGCGGCCUUCCUAGAGAAGCUCCAAUUAUCACAGCCACCGCCCGCAGUGCCCACGGAGCACGGGACUUUACCACACCACCGAGAGGGAAGAAAACCCUGGCACAGCGACAGUGAAACGACGGCCACUACAUCAGCGCCCUCCAUAGGUCGGGUAACCCUGAAGGGAGGCAGCUGCUAAGAAACCUGACAGGCCAGAACAGAGGCCCAAAAGAGACUUAACUCCGGCUGCGCAACAAGAGACUAACCUCAAACAAUUUUUAUUUAUUUUUUUUUGGGGGAGGUGGGAUCUCACUAUUUUAAUCCCUCAGCUGAUGCUCCCACGGUUGUCUUCACUAUUAACCAUUUCAGAUCCACAGAGAGACGCUUUUACUUAAUGUGUACUAUUAGCACUGUUGACUAGAAUUGUACUUAUGUGACUUAACCCCAUAAGAGGUAAUUAUAUAUUCUACUGCAAAGCCUUAAACACGAUGCACUGGAGCUACCUCCGAGUGCGGUUAACGGAUCUGCCCUAACACCACAUGAGCUACCAAUGUGUUCUACCACUAUGUUCACUUAAAUGUUCCAAAAGUUACCUACAUGUCUUAACAAUACGUGCGUAUUACAAUUACACGAGCCGCUAGUGCCCUACCAAUAUGCACUACUUUUAACUUCGCAAGAGUCCCUCGGAUGAAGUACCACAAUAGUCAUCCUCUAAACUAAUGAGGGAGGUCAUUAUGCUUCCCACUUCUUAAUUCCUACACCCACCUGAGAGGGCACACCAAGAUUGUCUUAUAGUUAUUACCAUUUAAUGUCAUGUUUACUCUUACUCUUAUGCAUUGAAUGACUGUAUAUUACUAUUCAAACCAGUGGAGAUUUCUCCACAACAAAAAUAAAGAAUUAUAAAAAAAAGAAAAAUAUUCUCAGACUCCAUGGUACGGAGAGAUAGAUAUGCAAUUAAGAGACCAACACAUGCAUUAUAUUUUAUAGAAGUAUACAGGAAGGGAAGCAGCAUACUGAACCUAAAGACAUCCUACGUGGUCUUCCAUUUCCUGUAAUAGUUAGCGUUGAAAAUAUAAUUCAAAGAGAAACCAACAGAAAACAUAAAGAUGAAACAGAGAAUGAGGGGGCAUAAGUCAUAAGGGAAAAUUAAACUUGGUCGAGGGGAGCGUUACCAUGAGCAAUUCUUCUUCAUGCUCCUUUGUAGUAGAAGACCGGUGGCUGUGUCUAGAGUGGACAAGGUAAGUUUUAAGUCAGAUUGCUGUGCAUCUCGAAAUUAGGUUUUAUAUAUGUAUAUUUAUUCAAAUAGUAAGCAUGGCCACAGUAACCCUGCAGAAAAGCACAUGCCUAUGAGUUAAAAGACAACUACCUUCCAAUCACCAUGCGUAGGGUGUAGGGUGAGUCUCUUCUUAAAUACGUUUUAGGAACCAAUAGUUUGGGAAAUUAUCUUGUUGGGGUUUACAAUUCUUAGUCACCAGAUGUUUUUGAGCACUUGGCUUGACUUGAACCAUAUUUUUAAAGUUAGGGAUGCAAAAGAUACCAUGGAUUUUUCCAGACAAGGAGAAGUAGUCUAGAUUUCAGCCUUAGGCUGAAUUCACACAAGGCUCAAACGUGUAGAACCACACAAACAUAUGUUUUUGGAAACUGCUGUCUUGGACAAAUUAUACUUUUUCAGAUAUAAAAUAGAAUGGCCCUGAUCAAUUCUUGGCAUAUGGGUAUUCCUGGAGCCACUGAGUUAGCACUGAUGUCACACCACAGCUAAGCUCCAAAUGUUUUGCACGGGGUAUUAAACACUGUCAUUGUACCAAGGCUAGGGCUUCUUUUUUGUCUAUCUGCUCACUGCAUACAUUUUUGUUUUUUUUUCCAAGUAGCUAAAUAAAAUUAAAUAUUGUAAAAUAUCACCAGAUUUCUGAAUCCAUCUCUCUCAAUAGCGCCUGUUAUCUCACAUAGUAAAACUCAACUUAUCAUAUUAAAUAUCAUAUUGCUCAAGACUAUAAAGGACAAAACAGACACGGCUAAUAAAAAAAUUAUUAUUCUACAGUAUAGUGAAAUGACUGAUCACUAGUGUUAAAGGAUCAGGAUUUAGUAUUGUAUACGUCCAAUUUGAUGUAUAAAUGGCGUCAGGGUCAACUUUGCAAACUAUGGUCUUCUUCUAUGGUCUAUGGUCUUUUUAUUAAUUUUAGACAUGCCUUCUUUUAUUAAAGCACCUUUUCCAGCUUAUUGCCGUAGAACAAUUAAACAAACAUUUUGGCACUAGACAAUCCUGCAGUGCCCCCCUCCCUCCCCCAUCCCACAGUGCUGAAGGGGUUAAAACCCCUUCAGACACUUACCUGAAUCCAGCACUGAUGGCGCUGGGUCAGGCUCCGCCCACGCUCCUCCCCUGCCGACGUCAGUCAGCGGGGGAGACCUACUGCGCAUGUGCGCAAUGGCCGCGUGCAUAUUAGACCUCCCCAUAGGACAGCAUUAUUCAAUGCUCUCCUAUGUGGAUUCCGGCGACACUGGAGGUCGUCAUGCAUAGCUUGAGGACGUCUAGCAUCGUUUAAGCGACCAAAAAGUCGUUUUAUAACCCGGUCUAAUAGACAGCCACUAGAGGAGGACUUAACCCUUCAAGGUAAAUAUUGCAGCUUAUAAAUACUACAAUAUAUUUAUAAAAGUUUAUAAAAACUGCAAUAAUUACACUUGCAGUAUUAAGGGUGAUGGGAGUUGGCACCCAGACCACUCCAAUGGACAGAAGUGGUCUGGGUGCCUGGAGUGUCCCUUUAAGGAAAACAUUAUAUUAAAUAUUAUAGUAAUAGAUAUAUAGAUGAAUACAAAUUUUAAAACGAAAGGGCCCUAAUCUUUUGUGAGAUCACAAAAUGUUAUAUACACCAGAACUCUUUAGCUGCUAAUCCAGUCUUAUGGCAGUAGACACUUAUUACAGCUCUAACUUUACUAACUGUUUGGUGAUAUACUUAGAAAAUGAAUAAUAUGUGUAGCAAUAAGAAUUAAUGAUUAUUUACGCACAAAAUAAACUCUAAAUUGUAUUUUGUAAUGUGGCGUCUGUGUCUGUCUUAUGUGCAUGGAGUUUCCAACUUGCUGUCGUAACUCUUUCAUUGAGAGCGUGUCUGUUCCACACAUUGUAUUCGACAACACGUAGAAACUUCCUUUUUUUGUAGGAUGUUAUCUCGUGCAGACGUCUCAUUGAGGAAGUAACAUUCCUUGUGCUUGAUGGGUUUCGGUGAUGUCUAGUUCAUCUGCAAUGGAAACCAGCGUUGAUGCUAACUCUACAGUCAAUAAAAGAUUCUCCCAAUGUCAUGUUACUAUAUUAAACUCGCUCACCACUGAAAUAUUUUUAGCUUUUUAGAUUACAGAUCACAAAGGGAUAUCUUUGAAGGAACAUGCUCUUUCAUGACCUUAAAAGUAGUUAACUUUUUGGAUACCCAGUGGGACAGGUAUACCUGUUCAGUACUAUGCUGGUACAAUAUGAGGGAAAACAUUUGAGGCGAGUGAUGCCUCACAUUAAAAUAAACUUUAUACUUAACUAGAAUAUUUCAAAAUAUAGCAUCUGUGAUAUUUAAAAGUGUUUUUAUUAAGCCGUUGGAGUUAUUCACUAAACUGCGAAUUUUGGUAAUUUAUGGAAAAUUGACAAGGAAAUUCCAAAUUUUAGGCCAUAAUAGCAAAGCUUAAAGGACCACUAUUGUGCCAGGAAAACAUACUCGUUUUCCUGGCACUAUAGUGCCCUGAGGGUGCCAUCACCCUCAAGGUCCACUCCCGCCCGGCUCUGGGGAGAGGAAAGGGUUAAAACUUACCUUUUUUCCAGCGCCGGGCGGGGAGCUCUCCUCGUCCUCUCCUCCCUUUCGGCUGAAUGCGCACGCGCGGCAAGAGCUGCGCGCGCAUUCAGACGGUCUCAUAGGAAAGCAUUUACAAGCUCCUCUAGCGGCUGUCAAUGAGACAGCCACUAGAGGAUUUGGAGGCUGGAUUAACCCUAUUAUAAACAUAGCAGUUUCUCUGAAACUGCUAUGUUUAUAAAAAAAAGGGUUAAUCCUAGAGGGACCUGGCACCCAGACCACUUCAUUAAGCUGAAGUGGUCUGGGUGCCUAGAGUGGUCCUUUAAAACAUGUUAUGUUGUAUCUUUUUUGUAGAACUUGACAGCUGUUACAGUCUGGUCACAGCAUUAGUGACACUGGAACUUAGCAACAGAUGCAUGUUCUUUUUCCGGGUGCCAUUUUGUCUAGUUAAAUGCAUUUUAAGUAGUGUCCAGCUGUUACACUGGACUGCAUCAUGGUGCCAUAUAUCCAAGUCACAAUAUGACAUCCCUAGAUCUGGCUGCUUUGAUACAUGUCCCUAACAAAGAAUUUCAGAAUGCACAUGCAGGUUUUGAUUCAGCUUGCAAUGAAUCAUGUUUCAGCCUGAGAAAUGUCUGUUGACCUGAAUAAUUAUGUUGCUAGUCAACGCGUAAACUUCUAACUGCCUCUUGCUUUCGUUGAUUGUGCCUUUCGCUCUUUGUUUGAGUGCAUUUGUCAAAACACAUUAUCUUGUGUGUCUUUCAGGAAAAAAACAUUUUUAAAAAAAUUAUAAACUUUACCAAACAUUACAAACAUAACAACUCUUCAUUAAAAGGUCAUAUGCUUCCAGGCCUCUUACAAUGAGAUUAAAUUUGUAUUUGUGGAGCCAGCACAUUCCAAAUAUUUUUUAUAUCACAUUGUUGACAGGAAGAUUAAUGUUCUGUCAUAUAACACCAUAUAUAUUAUAUGUAUUAUAGCUGACCGAGAAGCCCAGAUGCCCAAGCCCCAAAGCUCCAAUGUUGUCCUUGCUCCAUCUGUGGACGAUGAACCCCAAUCGGAUGUUAAAGAUAAAGAACAGAGCACCCCAUGGAGCCGCAGGACUCCUGGGAUAUUUUCACAGCUGCCGCAGGUAAUGUACACCAAAUAACAGAGUCACAUCAGGGAAUUCCCUUGCUCAGUUAUCACCCAGAGCAAAAUGCAACCUUAGAUAACCCACUUUCUGGUAUAUGAUUAUACGGAAUGUCCCACCACUGUCUCAUCUAGAUGUUAUAGACCUAAAGAGACAAAUCAGGUGACGGUGACAGCCAUAUACAGCAAACAACCCCUUAGACACCUUUCUGAGUGCCUGAUGCAAUCUUCUGGGUAUCAACAGUUAAUGCUAACAGCUAACUGGCUACUGAACACUUAUUUAAUGUGCCAGUCUAAGGUAGUGGUGGGCUAGCCAUAACCUGUCAUUGUUGUUCAAAGUCAGAUGGCUAAUGCCGAAGUUCCUUUCAUAUGAGCUAAAAUGCAGCCGAGGACCUGGGCAAUAGGCUUUGGAGUGCCCAGGUUAUUGACAAGCCAUUCGAAAAUCAUAUCUUCAUACUAACAAGUUACAUUCUUUGCACCAUUCCCACUGCAAUGAGCAAUAGUUGCUAGGGUACUUACCAUACCUCUUUAACCCCUUAAGGACACAUGACGGAAAUAUUCCAUCAUGAUUCCAUGUUAUUCCAGAAGUUGUGUCCUUAAGGGGUUAAGAGUAAGAUUAGGUGAAAUCAGCCAUUUACUUUAUAUACAGACAAGGUCCAUCUGGACUGUUGGACUUUGCGUGUACCGUACAUCGUUUUAUAACAAUAUCAUGUUAAAAUUAUGGCAUGUGGACCACAAGUAUCCAUCAUUGGCAUUCUAGUUGUUAUUGAACUACAACUCAGAAUUCUCAGGCAAAUAGUUUUGAAAAUGUCUGGAAGCCUGCUUUCUGAAUAGCACACUUUACUCCUAAAUAAUAAGUUUAUUACUGUCUAACAUCUUUCUUUUGCAGCAGCCUCUGAACCCUUAUGUCAUGGUGACUCCUGCAAGUUCCCUCAGUUCUUCUACCCACAUGCGUGCACUCCUUCACGACAGUAAACAAGCUUUAGUAAUCCGUCCUGUAAGUAUAUAUAUAUAAAAAUACGCCUUUAGGGACAGCCCUAUGCCAAGUAUCAAAGUGUAACAAAAGACAAUACUAUAGUUCGGCUUGUGUGGGGUGCCAACAAUUUACCAAUGCCAACCAUUUGGAAGUUGCUUGCCGCUACAUGGAACCUGAAAAUUAAUUAAAAUUAAUUCUUGCAUUCUUCAGAAUAAACACAGAGAUUAGGAUGAGUGGCUAUUCACACAAAGCUAACAUAGAGUGCAGAAAAUUAUUGGCAGAAGAGGGAGAUUAUGGCAGUGGAUUUUUCUAGACUUGAGAUGGUGUCUUCAUUACCUUCUGGUAGAGUUUUAUGUCUAUAAUUUUCUGGGGGAGGAAUCCCCUUUUCUGGCCAGGGUUGGUGACUUUUGGAACAAUAAAUGGGAGGGGGGGUGAAGAGGGCGCACAUAAGAUACCACAAUUAAACUGGGUGGCACUAAUAAUUUCCACUACUAAAUCAUGCCACCAAAAACCCCCCAAAAAACUAUAUAGACUUAGAAAUAAACACACAAACAUAUUCAGAGGUGACAAGAGUAAAAACGGUAUUAUGGGGCUUAUCCAAAGAGCGCCGGUGUUUGACGAAGUUGCAAACAAAGGUGAAAUUGCAACAGCAACAAACAUCAGCGUCUCAAAACUAGAAAUUCAAACGACAGCAGGAGAAGCUUUAUCAGUAAAUCGUCUUCUGCUGCUUUUGUGAAAGUUUGUUGCCAUUGCACCAGAAUAACCCACUUGUAAGGGUUCGUUUUGCACCAUAACAACUGGGAUCUUGUUGUGCACUAAAUGCACAGCUCACUGCGUCUCCAUGCUGAUGCUGGGAUGAUAUCACAUCCCACUUCCCGGAAUCAGUACAUGUGUGCAAGCAAUGCAGAGCGAUCCCUCUGCGCCUGCUUCGUAGCAUUUGGCAGAGCAAACACUUACGAUAAAGUGCUGCUCUUACACAAUCGGUGAGUGAGGAAUAAUAUGGUGGGAGGGGUAGUUGCCCCCCCACCGUAGCGAAGCAAGUCAUGUGCACCUUUGCAUUUUAACCAUGCAUUCUCUCUCACCAGCCUAUCCCUUAUCCUGCAUUCAUAGCUCACAAUGUGACACAUCUGAUUUUGAGGCUGCGCCCAGUACAGGUUGAGUACUAUGCAGCGGCUGUGAAGUAAAUUCGUAAAUAAAAAAAGAGUUCCGACUGACAAAUAAUGGGUGGAGUGUUGCUGCAGCAGCAGAAAGCUAUAUCGCAAUUAAAAUUUUAAAAAAAAGCAACUGCACAUUUAUGUUGUGUCUGCUUUGGACCUACUUUAGAUCAUAGGCCUAGACCCGCCACUCUAGUAGCCUCUAUGUUAAUCUAGAUUCAGCCAAUAUACGGUUAGAAGGCGCUUAAAUGUAACAAAAAGUCUAUAUUUGAUGUAUGAUUCCUUUUAAUUCAAUAAUGAGCAAAAGUAUUACAUUUAUUUUUAAAUCAAUAAACGUUAAAGCAAUAAUAAGUAAUCUGGCUUCAGCAUCAUUAAAGGAAAACUUCAAGCACCAUAACCAUAACUCAUGGCACCAUAACCACUUCAGAAAACUCCAGUGGUUAUGGUGCUUGGAGUUUUCCUUUAAAACAUGCAGUAAACACAAAGCGCAGGUUAGCUCAUUGGGAAAGGGAGAAGGCGUGAAUGGACUCUAGCAAACAAACAAAUAAGCAGUGUAUUUGUGAGAUGUGAAACAUAAAACUACUUUUAAAUGAGCACUAUAGUGCCAGGAAAACAAACUCGUUUUCUUGGCACUAUAGGGUCAUUAGGUUCCCCCCCUCCCCCCUGCUUCAGCCACUUACCUUUCUCCAGCACUGGGCUCUGCGGAACUCUCCUCAUCCUGCCGACGUCCGUGCCGAAUGCGCAUGCACGGCAAGAGCCGUGCACCCAUUCAAACCGCCCAUAGGAAAACAUUACUCAAUGUGAUUGACAGUGAGAAUCACGAAAGCGCCUCUAGUGGCUGUCAGGGAGACAGCCACUAGAGGCUGGAUUAACCCUCAGUGAAACUGCUAUGUUUACAGCUACAGGAUUAAAACUAGAGGGAACUGGCACCCAGACCACUUCAUUGAGCUGAAGUGGUCUGGGUGCCUAUAGUGGUCCUUUAAGAAUCAAUACUUCAUUAUCAUCGUGUAACUGUGUGUCUCCAUCUUAGCUCCUAUAAGUCUUUGUUACUGUCUUUGUCCUUUCCACCCGGCUGUCCGCAUAGAGAAAGCAUUCAGAGAAGAGGAGAAACGAAACAAUGUUUCUAUUUAUCCUCCUAUUUGCAUUGUGUGCCUUGGCUGUGCCAGGAGUGACCUGGAUUGGGAUAUCCUUUGUUAAACCUUUAAUAUAGAUUUAAAGGAAAAUUGAGCAUCGAAAUAAAAGGUGAACAAGCUAAAGGUCAUUUUAAGUGUUAUAUUUAAAAGUUCAAUUUAUACAGCAAAGUAAUGGUUCCACCUUAAAGUGGUCGACACGAAAAUCUACUUCUUGUGUAUUAUCUUGUGUUCCUUUAGAAAUAUACUGUAUUGUAAAUAAAAAAAUAUAUAUAUUUUUAAAUGUAAAACCCUAGAAGGUUGUGUUCGGAACAGGACAGUGUGGGUGGUAUCAAAUUUCAUUCCAAGUUAAUAUAGAGAACUGUGUUAUGGCUUGCUAAUGUUAUUUUUGUCUUUGACAUGUUCUGUUAAAAUUUAUAUCUCUUUUUCUUGACUUGUCUGAUGUAAUCUUGACAUUGGGUGUAUUGAAGAUUUGAUGAAUAAGAAAAAUGAAAAAAAUAAAAAUAAUAAUAAUAAUAAUAAUAUUCUGCCUUAACAUGCCAGAUAGACAAUCAUUCAGUUUGUCUGGGUUUUGUACUUUGUAUAAAAAAAGAUCAGCAAGAAAAAACAGCAUAAUUAAGUGCUCAAAAAAAUCCCCAGGCUUGCCCUUGUGGAUAAUACUUGUUUUUGUUAAGACAAAAUAAAGGAAAUUGCAUACUAAAAUGCUGAGGUAACAAAAAUGAGAUUUACAUGAUAACUAGGUAAUAACGAGGAUUAAUUUAGGACAUUAGUCUACAUUUCAGGCCUUGGUGUCGGUGAGCGUUAGUUACUGCUUACAUAGAGAUUUAAAAUCCCCCUUGUCUUUAAAGAGUUAUGGUUCCAGGAAUGCCUUGGCGAUGUCCCACUGUAAUCUGUCAAACUGUUUCAGUAUUAUUUGAUAGUAACCUGUGUCCCAACAUGUGUACUACAGCUGGUCUUCCCAGAUCAGGAGUAGAGAUGUCGCGAACUGUCGCCGAACUGUUCGCGAACUGUCCGCCGGCGAACAAUAGCGUGUUCGCGUUGGCCGAACAUAUCCGAUUUCCGGUCCGCCCCCUAUACGUCAUCAUUGAGUAAACUUUGACCCGGAACCUCACAGUCAGCAGACACUUCCUGGGAGGGAGGGUCUCCUGCUGAUUGGGUGGAAUGUGUCUGCUGGCUGUGAGGUUCCGGGUCAAAGUUUACUCAAUGAUGACGUAUAGGGGGCUGACCGGAAAUCGGAUAUGUUCGCCCAACGCGAACACGCUAUUGUUCGCCGGCGGACAGUUCGCGAACAGUUCGGCGGACAGUUCGCGACAUCUCUAAUCAGGAGUAGCCUGAUGCCAGUUUUAUUCAAUUUUCAUUGGUUGAUUGAGAACAUUGCGCUGAUUCUAUCACCCAAUGAAUGUACACCGACAGGAAUUGGCUUCUCCUGUUCAAGAAAACCGGAUGUAGCGCAGGUACCCAGUGGAACUUAGGUAAGUGUCUGAUAGAUUACGCUGAGAUGGUGUCUGGCUACUCCUGGCACCAUAACCACUAUAGUGGGCUGUAGUAGUUAUGGUGUUUUUAAAGUUUCUUUAAAUUAAAUCAUUGAGUUCCCAUAUAUAUUGAGGUGUGUCUGCAAUUGUUAAAUUUUGUGAAUCUUUACCUACUUUGUCAACUGAGUUGCAAAACUUACUUUGGCAGCAGCAAAGCAAAGAUCCAUAACUAAUCACCUUGGCCCACUUAUCACCUUGCUCCGUUAGUGGAGCCCUAUAUUAAUAAAGUCAAUUUUAUGUUUUGGAAGGACAUUGUACAUUAAAAAGUCCUGAAAUCUUUUUGUUUAUUGCUGUUUAUAGAUUAACUUUAAGGUCACACACUAGUGGAUAAGAUUUUUCUUAAUUAUUAUUUCAUAAGGCAAUGUAAAUAAUUACUCUUGGCCAAGGUUUUAACUUCUUCAAAUAGUUUCUUUCUUCAUAAUAUACAGAGGUAAACAUGCCUAUAAAAAUUAUCUGAUCGCCUUGCGGGAACGUUUGAAAAUGACAUUUUCUUGUUGAAACUUAAUUUGUAUACGUCUGCAACUCAGUGUGUUCUGACGCGUUUGUUAUUAUUUGCAAAAUUACCAUCUAAUAUACUUAUUCCUUUUUAAAAAGGUUAUUCACUAAACCCCAGAAUAUAUGAACCGAAAUAAAAAUGGUGGAAACUAAAACAGUCAAGCUGAGAUGGGGAAUGUUUCCAGAUAAACUAUUUUUGCUUACAUUUUGCCAAUCUGGUUUUAAUUAGCUUCCAUUUGGAGUUCAAUAAUUAACUCUCUCUAUGGUUGUAACUGCUUGCUGAAUUGCUGUCAGAGAAGGAUUAAGAUGCUUUGGGCCCUAGAUUGAUAACCAGUUUGAGGCCCCCUCUUCAUUCCUCACAUAGGGAUGGUUAAUGGGGCCAAGCAAAUUCAUAGUUCCAGAACCCCAGUCUAACCCCAGGGCCGUAGGCAGUCGCCUAAACGCACCUAUUGGUUAAUCUUGCUCUGAUUGUUGUUACUGGAAUAAAACCGAUUUUGAUGAAACAAGUCAUGGUGUUCAUUCACAGGAUAAUCAAAACACAAAUAGCCUGGUUUUUUUGAUAGAGAGAUAUGAAUUCACAGCAAGCUGUGUUAUAUCGGAAUCACAUGCUGAGCUAUAAUUACACUGGUAUUUGUUUAUUCUUCAUGAUUAGGUUUUUUUACUUUAGUUGAUUGAUUUCAUAAGGAGUGUGAAAUUGAGUUGAAAUCUGCAAAAAUUAGAGACAUUAAUGUGGAAUUUCAAUCUUUGUCUUUUACACAGCUCUCCAGAGAUUCUGUCACUCAGUCCCCUGUUAUCCAUCUAUCCCCUGCUACAUCAUCGUCAAUACUGAACCUUCCACCAGCAAAGAUACUACCUGUCGUGGCAAAGCAUAAGCCUCAAAGUUCCAUAAUACAAGGCAUGUAUAAGCAGUUACUCUUCAUUUCAUUGUCAGAUGACAAGAAACUAUUAUCUAAAGUUUUAUUUAAUAAGCUUCUAGUUUAGCUACCAAGACAGGGAGCUAAAAACAAGGGACCACCAUACAUUCCCCAAUCUCGAGGCUUGAAUUAGUUAAGUUCUCAUUGAGUUAAUCGGUAACUCAUCCUGCCCUUGAAGAUAUUGGAAGUUCAACAAAGUCAGUAGCUGUUCACAACCGACACGAUCGUGUCUGGAUUGUAAAAUGAUACAACCGAGAUCAGGUUGAAAAAUAUCAGGACAAUUUUCAUCUUGAGAAUGCUUAGGGUCAAUUAACUGUACCAGAUUUUUUUUUUCUUAGUUAAAGUGACCAGGUUGAGCUAGAUUUAGCCAGGUCCACCUCACAGGAUUAGGGAAUAGAUUUACGGAGAUCUGAAUAUCAUUAUUGAGAGAUCACCGGGGAAUGUAAAUUUGAGAAAUUCAACUUCCAAUGAGAAUUGGAGAGAGGUCCUAAAUGUUUGGGAUAGCAUACGUCUCUCACAGAUUGGUAUCACUGGUGAUCAUAAAUAGGAGUGAUGUUUAAAAACAUUUUGCUUAUGUUCAUUAGUUUAGAGUUUGUUAAGUUAUGAUCCAUAAUUAGGUCCCCUUAUUUAAGAUAAAAGUUCAGCCAUCUCUCUCAAAACACUUCACUGCACACAGUACUCAAUACUGAGGUUAGUAAAGCGUGACAUGAAAAGUUGUGCCGCUUCCUCAGUUAUUAACUUUUGUUAGAACAUGUAAUGGCUUCCUAUAAAAUAUAGAGCUCAAUUUAAAAUUCUGGUUCUUGCUUUCAAAUCUCUACAUAAUGCUGCUCCCACCUAUCUAUCCUCCCUUAUACACAAGUAUGUCCCGUCUAGGCCCUUACGAUCUGCUGAAGACUUACGUCUAUCUUCUGUCCGUACUCCCACCUCUGAUGCUCGCCUUCAAGAUUUCUCGAGGGCUGCACUGUUCCUGUGGAACUCGCUUCCCUCCUCCGUUAGAUGCUCACCCAGUCUCCACUCCUUCAAAAAAUCGUUAAAAACCCACUUCUUCAUAAAAGCGUAUCAAUUAAACUGUUAAUAGCUCCUGACUGAUUCCUCUUCUGCAACUGUCACUAGUCUAAUACUAUCCUUACCUUUUUGUGUCCUUUUACCCCACUCCCUCUAGCAUGUAAGCUCAUUGAGCAGGGCCCUUAACCCCUCUGUUCCUGUGUGUCCAACUUGUCUGGUUACAACUACAUGUCUGUUCGUCCACCCAUUGUAAAGCGCUGCGGAAUUUGAUGGCGCUCUAUAAAUAUCAUAAUAAUAAUAAUAAGAUAAAAAUUAAGAUAUGACUUACAAUUCAUAGCAACAAUAAUUCAACAGUGCAACGUUAUCUAAAGAGAAACUUUUUCAACAACGACCAAUAAGCUAUUUUUAAAUCAUUAUUUAUUGAUAUGGAAACUCCACUGUCCACAUUAUUUUUUUUAAAUCACUGUUUAGUAGAUAUGCCCCUCAAUGAAAACAUGCAUGCAUGUAUUUACUUAUUUGUUUUUUCAUUGGGUGUGUAUCUAAAAACAGAUAGUAAACCCUACAGUCUUUGCAAGCCCUCCCAUUCUAACCCUGCCUAUACAAUAUGUGAGUGUCCAAUCACAGACUUCCCAAUGCAGCUCAAUGAGAAGUCUUAGCAAUGCAGGUGCUCUGAGCUAUUGCUGCCUCUUUAGUUUAGCUCCAUUGAGCUAAACAAACAAGGAAGUAACAAGACCUUUUGUCUGAUUGACAAGCAGGAGGAUGUAACAAGGUUCAUUCAAAUGUAUAUUCUAUUGAGAUCUGCACUUUUUGUAAAAUUUAAAAAAAAGAGGACACACUCCUCACACAUAAGUGAUUUCAUCAAGCUAAAGUGUUUUAGGGGUCCAGGGUGUCCCUUUAAAGAAGCAACAGUAUUUAUAAUGACAGAAUACACAUAUUUUUGUUGCAGCUUGAUUGCGGGAAGCCUUAUAAACUCCCGAAGUUUCCUUGUGUAAUCAUGCUUUCUCCAUCAUAUUAUAAAGUUACUGUUGCUUAGAGGUCUUUUCAUUUGUAAGCAACCUUUGGAGCCAAUGAGGCUGUUCUUAAAUAAACUUGCUUAUUUUAUGCACGGAAAUUACUGCAGACACAACCGAUGAUUUGUUUUUGUUUUUAAUUAAAACACACAAAAGGUUGUAUGGCCGCAGGUAAGAGACUCGAUCUGUUAAGCAUUAGGUAAAUUGAAUUUUACACACCCUAUAUACACAUAGUCUUUGAUCCUCCCUUCAGUUUUGAUUCUGUAAGCUUACACUUGGAAAAAUAUGUUAAAUAAUAUUUGUUUUGACACAGGAUCCGAUCUAAGUCUUGCAUGGGUCCAGGAAAAAACACGUUUUGGAAAAGCAGAAGAAGUCACACGGAUUAAGAAUGGUGUAGCAUCUGGAUCUCAGCACCAUCCAUCACCCCAAGACACGGAUACAUGCCACAAAAAACCCUUUAGUGAUGAGCAGAGCAAAGAUAGGUCGGUAUAGUUAUAGUGGGUGAUCAUUCUGUAUCUGGCCAUGCAUCUUCACUUGUCAUUAAAGGGACACUAUAGUCACCAAAACAACUUUAGCUUAUUGAAGCAGUUUUAGUGUAUAGAUUAUUUCCCUGCAGUGUCACUGCUCAAUUCUCUGCCAUUUAGCAGUUAAAUCACUUUAUUUAUGCAGCCCUAGUCACACCUCCCUGCAUGUGACUUGCACAGCCUUCCUAAACACUUCCUGUAACAAGUCAGCUAAUGUUUACACUACCUUCAUUGCAAAUUCUAUUUCAUUUAAAAUGUAUUAUCCCCUGCACUGUGGAUAGCUAGCUAGACCCCACAGAAGCAUUCUGUGUAUGAUUAAAGUUCACUUCAGAGAGCAGGCAAUAAGAACUUUUAAAGUAAGUUACAUCUAAUUGAAAGUAAAACCAUUUUUUGUUUCAUGCAUGGUGUGUGAGUCACAGCCAGGGGAGGUGUGACUAGGGCUGCAUGGACAGAAACAAAAGGGAUUUAACUCCUAAAUUGCAGAGAUUUGAGCAGUGAGACUGCAGGAUCAUGAUCUAUACAGUACAACUGUUUCCUUAAGCUAAAGUUGUUUUGGUGACUAUAGUGUCCCUUUAAAUCCUGUAUAAUUGGCAUUAUUGUAACCAACCCAGGGCCGGACUGGCCCAUCGGCAUACCGGGAAAUUUCCCGGUGGGCCGUCGGCACCUGGGGCCAGGCAGGCAGCUGGCUUACCUGCGGCCGCAGAGGGAGCUCUUUUGGCGGCCGCAGGGGGAGCUGGCUGUUCUGUCUCUGCUCCCCCUCCCCAGCGCGCCGCUUAAUGAGACCGGGGCUGGAAUAUGACGUCAUAUAAGCAGUGCGCUGGGGAGGGGGAGCAGAGACAGAACAGCCAGCUCCCCCUGCGGCCGCCAAAAGAGCUCCCUGUGCGGCCGCCAGAACAACCAGCUCCCCAUGCGGCCGCCAUCAGAGCUCCCCGUGCCAGCACACAGGUAGCAAUUAUGUGUGUCAGUGUGAGUGUAUGUGUGUGUGUGUCUGUGUCAUUUGUGUGUAUGUCUGUCUGUGUCAUGGUGUGUGUGUCUGUGUCAUGGUGUGUGUCUGUGUCAUGGUGUGUGUGUGUCUCUGCCUGUCAUGGUGUGUGCGUCUGUGUCAUGCUGUGUGUGUGUGUGUGUGUGUGUGUGUGUGUGUGUCUGUGUCAUCAUGUGUGUCUGUGUCAUGUGUGUGUCUGUCUGUGUCAUGGUGUGUGUGUGUGUCUGUGUCAUGGUGUGUGUGUCUGUGUCAUGGUGUGUGUGUCUGUGACAUGGUGUGUGUGUCUGUCUGUGUCAUGCAAUGUGUGUCUGUGUCAUUGUGUGUGUCUGUGUGUGUCUCUGUCUGUCAUGGUGUGUGCGUCUGUCUGUGUCAUUAUGUGUGUGUCUGUCUGUGUCACGGUCUGUCUGUCAUGGUGUGUGUGUGUGUCUGUGUCAUGUAAUGUGUGUCUGUCUGUGUCACGUAAUGUGUGUGUGUCUGUGUCACAGUCUGUCUGUGUUAUGUUGUGUGUGUUAAGGUGUGUGUGUGUCUUUUUUAAGGUCUGUGUCUGUCAUGGUAUGUGUGUGUGUGUGUGUCUGUCAUGGUAUGUGUGUGUCUCUGUCAUGGUGUGUGUCUGUCUGUCAUGGUGUGUAUGUGUUUCUGUCUGUGUCACGGUCUGUCUGUGUCACGGUGUGUGUGUGUGUUUCUGUCUGUGUCACGGUGUGUGUGUGUCUGUGUCACGGUCUGUCUGUGUCAUGGUGUGUGUCUGUCAUGGUAUGUGUGUGUGUGUAUGUGUGUUUUUACUCACCUUUUUUUUCCCUCCACGUCGUGCUGGUCUCCCCUCGACUGGUCCUGCCUCUACGGCUGAGAUCAUCAAGCUUGAUGAUCUCAGCCAAUCCGCACUGACACAGGAAGCACCUCUAGUGACCGUAUGAGUGUCUGUCACUAGGAAGCAAUAUAAACACUGCCUUUUCUCUAAAAAAUCAGUGUUUACAUUGAAAAGCCUGCAGGGACAGGCUAUAGACACCAGAGCCACUACAUUAAGCUUUGUGUGUGUGCGCACCUGCUAGUGAGUGGGCUUGAUUGUGUGUGUGCCUGCUACUGAGUGAGCUUGUGUUUUUAUGUCAAUUACCUUAUGUAAAUCAGUGAGAUUGUUUGUCUAUGAGGCUGUGUAUCAAUCAGCGUGUGUCAGUGAGAUUGUCUGUGUCUGCAUGUGAGUAUGCUUACUGUAUAAUUAAAAAUGUUACUCUGAAAGGACCAAUAUUGUAUAUUGGAAAAAGCAAUAUAUAUAUAUAUAUAUAUAUAUAUAUAUAUCAUCUAGGGUGGCAAGACAUAACCUUACAUAUUACAUGCGACAAUAUAUGGCGCAAUGACUUAUGGGGCUGGCAUAGCUUUUUUUUCCAGGGCUGCUUUGGAAUGCCCAGUCCGGCCCUGAACCAACCUCUUCUUCUGCUGAAAUGAUAUAGUCCUUUUCUCAGGAACGGGUUUUGUGUGAGAGUUCUUUGUUGUGUCAUUACAUAUAUUUGUGUAAUUGUAUCCCCCUAAAGAUACACAUUCACAGUGAGAGCAAACUAUGUGGAGCAAUUUCUUCACAGCUAUAAAAGUCCAUGCCAUUUAAAAUAAUAAUACUUUUUUUCCUUGUUCUUGAACACCUUUCAUAUCCCAAAUUACAUCCCAUCUUUGUGGUGAACCACUGAUAAACCAUUCCACGCAGGGCCGGACUGGAAGAAAAAUUCAACCGGGGCAAUUAAAGGCAGAGCAGCCCACUAGAAGGGGUGAGGCCAGAAAUGGGGCAUGCACUGUCACCACCACUGACACCCCCACCCCCUCCCCCCCCACCAAAUGAGAAUGUUAAUGUGAUGCUUCUCCAGAGCAUCCAGUGCUCUUAAAUGAAGUAAAUGUGUGUGUAGUGUGUUUGUGUGUUAGUGCAGUAUGUAUAUAGAGGUACAGAGUGUGUGUAGUGUGUUUGUAAGUGCAGCGUGUAUAUAGGGGUAUAGAAUGUGUGUAGUGUUUUUGUUUGUUAGUGCAGGGGGUGCAGUAUGUAUAUAGGGGUAUAGAGUGUGUGUAGUGUGUUUGUGUGUUAGUGCAGGGGGUACGGUGUGUAUAUAGGGGUAUAGAAUGUGUGUAGUGUUUUUGUUUGUUAGUGCAGGGGGUGCAGUAUGUAUAUAGGGGUAUAGAGUGUGUGUAGUGUGUUUGUGUGUUAGUGCAGGGGGUACGGUGUGUAUAUAGGGGUAUAGAAUGUGUGUAGUGUUUUUGUUUGUUAGUGCAGGGGGUGCAGUAUGUAUAUAGGGGUAUAGAGUGUGUGUAGUGUGUUUGUGUGUUAGUGCAGGGGGUACGGUGUGUAUAUAGCGGUAUAGAGUGUGUUUCUGUGUUAGUACAGGGGGUACAGUGUGUGUAUAUAGGGGUACAGAGUGUGUUUGUGUGUUAGUGCAGGGGGUACAGUGUGUACAUAGGGGUAUAGAAUGUGUGUAGUGUGUUUGUUUGUUAGUGCAGGGGGUGCAGUAUGUAUAUAGUGGUAUAGAGUGUGUUUAUUGUGUUAGUGCAGGGGGUGCAGUAUGUAUAUAGGGGUAUAGAGUGUGUAGUGUGUUUGUGUGUUAGUGCAGGGGGUGCAGUGUGUAUAUAGGGGUAUAGAAUGUGUGUAGUGUGUUUGUGCAGGGGUUGCAGUAUGUAUAUAGGGGUGUAGAGUGUGUGUAGUGUGUUUGUGUGUUAGUGCAGGGGGUGCCGUGCGUAUAUAGGGGUAUAGAGUGUGUGUAGCGUGUUAGUGCAAGGGGUGCCGUGUGUAUAUAGAGGUAUAGAGUGUGUGUAGUGUGUUAGUGCAGGGGGUGCAGUGUGUUUAUAGAGGUAUAGAGUGUGUGUAGUGUGUUAGUGCAAGGGGUGCAGUGUGUAUAUGGGGGUAUAAAGUGUGUGUUUGUGUGUUAGUUAGUGCAGGGGGUGCCAGGUCUAUAUAGGGGUAUAGUAUGUGUGUAAUGUGUUUGUUUGUUAGUGCAGGGGCUGUAGUGUGUAUAUAGGGGUAGAGACUGUGUGUAGUGUGUUUGUGUGUUAGUGCAGGGGCUGUAGUGUAUAUAUGGGGGUAUAGAGGGUGUGUAGUGUGUUUGUGUGUUAGUGCAGAGGCUGUAGUGUAUAUAUGGGGGUAUAGAGGGUGUGUAGUGUGUUUGUGUGUUAGUGCAGAGGCUGUAGUGUAUAUAUGGGGGUAUAGAGUGUGUGUAGUGUGUUUGUGUGUUAGUGCAGAGGCUGUAGUGUUUAUAUGGGGGUAUAGGGUGUGUGUAGUGUGUUUGUGUGUUAGUGCAGGGGGUGGAGUGUGUGUGUUAGAGCAGGGGGUGCAGUGUGUGUAGUGUGUUUGUGUGUUAGUGCAGAGGCUGUAGUGUUUAUAUGGGGGUAUAGAGUGUGUGUAGUGUGUUUGUGUGUUAGUGCAGGGGGUGGAGUGUGUGUGUUAGAGCAGGGGGUGCAGUGUGUGUAGUGUGUUUGUGUGUGUAAGUAUUUGAGGGUGUGUAUAUUAGAUAUGGGCUUAAAUUAUUAAUUUAAUAAUUAAAAAAAUAAAAUGAAAAAUAUCACAUUUACUUCCCCUUAUAACCUUGCAGGGGGUAGAGGGAACAUGGAUUUACCUGGUGGUCCAUUGAGGGGGGGGGGAGGGGCACGCCGCACACAGGUCCCUGGUGGUCCAGCCGGCAGGUUAUUUGGUACCUCUGCAGGGUACAGACCAUGUCUCUCUCCCUCUCGCUAGCGCUGAUUUUUCAGAUCGUUGCCGUGGUAACUCACUCUGAUAAUCUCAGAGCACGCGAGAGGGAGAGAAGAAAGCUGCACGCAUGGAGGGUGUCCGGCUCACUGCCCAAUCCACCCUCCGGCCCAUGAUGGGACAGAACUCUAUAUUGGGGCUGGUGCUUCCCUGCAUGGGCCGGUAGGGUAGAUCUCUUAAUCUUUCCUGCCGGCCUUGGCUCAUGGCCAUCGCGGCCCACCGGGCAAAUUUGCCCGGUUUGCCCGAUGGCAGUCUGGGCCUGAUUCCACAUAUCCAUGUUAAUGUAGUGCAUUGUGAAAACCCAGCUGUUGCUACAGUGACGAGAUUCUCUUGUAGUGGUGGUUGGUGUAGUUUCUCUAUGUUUUCCUUGGCCUUUUUCUAUAUUUUUCUACCCAACAGAUCCUAUACCAAGGUACAUUGGCUGGUUUAAAAUAGGGUUUUAGUUCACAUUUACAAGUUCAUUCAUAAAAGUUCUAAAAUAAGGUCUCAAAUAUACAGAGAAAAAAAUCUAUGCAAAGUCAUCUAAGCUUCCAGUUCAGCUACUCUACACAACUGGGAGUUGUUUCCGGUUCUGGAUCUUACAACAAAGCAUUGACUGACAGGUGUGCUCUGCUUAUAAAAGGGCUUCUGAAGCCAAUAUCCUGGUUUCACCUGUAGGUGGGGUUACAUAUAUAUAUGUAACUGUGGGACUCAGCACCAUCUGGCCUACAUCAUGGUCCUCGCUCUGCCCCCUAGUUACAACCCCUCUGUUUUAGAAUCACUGUCCAGUUGACCUACACGGCGGCCGCCAUCUUGGGUGGAUAUGAUGACCGCCGCGGGUUCCCUGGCCAUAGACUGAGGUGCAGAGAGUGUUGACUGGUGAGUAGGAACCACAGGCACCAUGAUCGCUACAGACCGGUUUCCAAAUUUUAACUUUAGAUUCUCACAUUAGUAAAUAAUCCUGUUAGUGUUGGCCAAGUCUAAUAUUAGAAACAUGAAUUAGAUUCAUGUUCAGUGGCUACCUCUGAGAAAAACAAAAAUUCCCUGACUAUUUGAGAAAGGAUCAGGCAUUAAUCUCCCCGUUACUCUCACCACAGAUGUGGUAGAAACUCCUGAGCACUAUAGAGUUAACUGCAUGAUGGAGAGUAAACAUGAGGAUCCAUGAAGGUCACUGAGUGACACAUGAAUUCCUGUUUUUAGUAGAAAAGAUUUAAUACUUUUGAUAGUUAUGAGACACCUUACCAGUCGAGCCAAUAGCCAACUCCCCAUACAAUCCAUUGUUAAUGUGUAAGCCAGCCACCACAGGGGAAUAUCUGUGUGACCAAAACCACAAUGUAAGUGGGUCCAGAAAUGAAGUUAUAUUGUAUCCAUGUUAGUGCCGUUAAACAUAUGAUCUGUUUUAUCUUGAGCAUAUCUUCCAAGAUCUUCCAAGCUUAUAGAGCCUCUAAUAGCACACACUGUCCUUCCCUAGUAUUCUAAAAAUGUGGUCAAACAGAAUGUUCUGAAAAUAUGCCAAGUUUUUUUCAUUAAAGGGACUCUAAUGGCACCCAGACCAGUUCAUUUCAAUGAAAUGAUCUGGAUGCAGCGCCGUGGAUGUUUUAACCAUGCAAUGGAAGACAUUUUGUAGCCAAUGGUUUUAUUAAAGGGUUAAACUCAUCUCUUCUUGGCACCUCCUCAGUGAGAACCGAGUCAGACUCAGAUCUCAUUUAAGUGCUGCUCAUAGUAAGCAUUUGAUUGGCACAGUGAUUGCCGCGCAUGUACACUAGGCUAAGAUCAGUGAAGCUCUCAGCCAAAAAAGCAUGGCAACCAAAGCGAGACCAGCGUGCUGCGAGAUAUAACCUAAGUAAAUCUUUUUUUAACCCUUGCAGAGGGGUAAUAAUCCAACUAGUAGGGAGAACAUUAUAGCAGUAGAAAUACAUGUUUGUAUUCCUAACACUAUACUGUUCCUUUGAGGUUCCUGCUGUGUAACAAUGAUAGUAAUGUCACAACAAAUAGGAGUUGUAAAACCCACUAUUUACUUUUUGCUGUUUAUCCUUUCUCCAUCAGCACCGAAUUCCUCUACCCGAUGUAUUACGGAGGCAUCUGUAAAUUUCCUGGUUGUGAGAAGGUCUUUGCAGAUCAUCGUCAUUUCCUCAGGUAGGGGAAGCACACUGUAUGUAAUUACUAUAAAACCAGUGAUUUCAAGAUGCUAAUUAAAGGACCACUAUAGUGCCAGGAAAACAUACUCGUUUUCCUGGCACUAUAGUGCCCUGCGGGUGCCCCCACCCUCAGGGUCCCCCUCCCGCCCGGCUCAGGGGAGAGGAAAGGGGUAAAAACUUACCUUUUUCCAGCGCUGGGCAGGGAGCUCUCCUCCUCCGAUCCUCCUCCGUUCUUCCCCGUCGGAUGAAUGCGCACGCGCGGCAAGAGCUGCGUGCGCAUUCAGCCGGUCGCAUAGGAAAGCAUUAUCAAUGCUUUCCUAUGGAUGCUUGCAUGCUCUCACUGUGAUUUUUACAGUAAGCAUCACGCAAGCGCCUCUAGCGGCUGUCAAUGAGACAGCCGCUAGAUCUUUGGGGGAAGGCUUAACCCAUUUAUAAACAUAGCAGUUUCUCUGAAACUGCCAUGUUUAUAAAAAAAUGGGUUAACCCUAGCUGGACCUGGUACCCAGACCACUUCAUUAAGCUGAAGUGGUCUGGGUGCCUAGAGUGGUCCUUUAAUUCUCGAUUUUAUUUCAAGUUGUAUGGUAGUUUACCAUGAAAUGACCAGUGGGCCCAAAGUGAUUAUCCCCACGGAUAUUCAUUCAAGUGAGCCAUAUGGAGCUUGGCAUUCAUUCUAUCUGAGCCAUAUGGAGGUUGGCAUAUCACUUGAUUUGAGGCACAUCCAAAGUUUUAUGAACAUCCAUUCUGGUUAGCUGAGUUUGAAGGGAACACAAUGAAAAUUUUGUUGCAUGGACCCCGGUUUAACACUCAAGCCUCAUAUCCACAAUGACAUUUCAAGAGUUAUAUGAGCUACAUGUUAUAAUAGGUCACCUAAGUGACAUUUAAAGCAUACUCCAAGCAUCAUAACCACUACAGCCCAUUGUAGUUAGGAGCACCAGGGUGCAGUUUCCCAGUAAUUAGUCAAGCUUUUACAACAGUUUGUCGCUUAUCUGGGUCUUACCAGGCCCUGGGUCUCCACUCCUGUUGGCUGUGAUGACAUUGGUCUACUGCAAAGCUGCAGCAGCUGGAUUCCGAUACUGAUGGCCAUUUAUUGGCUGACAGUAUCAGCUGUGCGCUCUCAGCCAAUGUUGGACAUUCUGUGUAUAGAAGUAUGCACAGAAUUGACAUUAGCCAGCCUGGAAUUCUUGUUCUAGGUUGGUGACUGACGCCCCCAAUGAUGCUACUGAAUGUGGACUUACUACUCCGAAAGCAAAUAGGUUAAACUCUAUAUGUGAAGCAUUUUAUAGUGAAAAGCUGCACAUACAGACUCCAGGCACCGUGACCGCUCCAAAUCACCGAAGUAGUCAUAGUUCUUGGCGUAAACUCAAAUGAAUUUCUUAACAAAGUACUAAAAACCUCAAAAACUUUAUCAUUGUUACCAUUUCUUUUCAGGCACCUACACAAUGAUCAUAAUCUGGGUGAUAAAAGUACCAUGCAAUGCCUUAUCCAGAAUGAAGUGGUCCAUAGUCUAGAAGAGCAGGUAAGUCCACCCAAACACUUGCGGAAUUCUGUUUCUAAGCACCUAAUGGUUUGGGCUCUGCCAUCACAAUUGAGACACAUUUCCGUAUUUGUACUACGUCUGCAUAGUGUACUACUUAACUUUAAUUUUUAACAUUUGCCUUCUCUCUGAAACUGUCACUGCUUUCUAUAUAACCUGCUAUUUUUCUGUAUGUGGGUCACUUGGAAUAAAGUCCUUCCAUGUGGGUAUAUUUUUCACUUCGACAUCCCUCAUAAGUCCAUCUCCAUUUAGUGCAGAGGUGUCAAACAGUCCUUGAUGUUCAAGAUCCAACCGCAGUUUUAAUGUUUCUUUUUCAUCUUUUUGCUGCUGGGCUGUGGGUCAGGACAUGGGGAUAAUGGGGUGCUACUGGGCUGUGGCACAGGAAGUGGAGAGAAUGGGCUACUACUGGGCUGCCUGUGGAAUGUUAUGAGCUGUGGGAAGGGAUGUGGGAGUACAGGUAACUAUUGGACUAAUGCUGGGCUAUGGGGGAAUGGGGAAAUACUGGGCUCUAGGAUGGGAUAGAGGGGAGAAUUGGCUACUGCUAUGCAGUGGGGAGUAAAAAGAUGUGAAUGGACUAUUGCUAGGCUAUAGGACAGAAUGAGAUAGGAUGGGCUACCACUAUACUAUGGGGCAGGAUGGGAGGGUAAUGGGAUGGUGGGGGGAAUAUAUAUAUAUAUAUAUAUACACACUCACACGUAUAUUCCUGGGAUAGUCCACUAGGGUUGAUUGAUGGGCCUGAAAUCCACAAUGUCAGUAAAUAGUUGUGAUAGUCUGUGUUUGUUCCAGCUGGCAGUAGAAAAGAAGAAACUCUAUGAGAUGCAGAAGCAGAUGGCUGGAAAAAUAAACAUCCAAACAGUCCACCUUCCUGUAAGUUACCUCACAAUGAAAUGUUACAGUCCUCAUUGCCAGUUAGGGAGAGGGUAAAUGGACCGUCCAAUCACCUGUCUUGUUUCCACCCUGCACAGAAGCAGAGGGAGCACAACCUCAUCCUACACCACCCCAGUGUCUCUUCCUGGCCUGGUCUGAAUGUAUCGGUCCCAUUCCAAAAGGAAUUCCCCGAAACAGUUCUGGCUGUGAGACAACAUCUCUGGGAAGGGAGCAGUAUUAAUAUAUUUCAAGGUAUGGACUGACUAGCUUGCUACAUAAUAACAGCCAUAUAUUAUCCACAUAGGGCAAUGACACAGGACUGGAUACCCGGGGAAGUUGCCUAGGAUGCCGCUUUUAGGGGUGCCACCAGAGGUGUCAGCCAAAUCUUUUCCAGUGAAGACAAAGCCAUAAUUUCUAUAAACACUUAGGCUCAAUCUUAAUUACAUGAAAGACAAAUUCUAGUGGGGAGGAUCUUCUAUCUUCUUGCCCUGUGUGUGCGGCCAAUGCCAACGUGUGCCACAUGUAAUGGGCUGUUUCUAAUUAUUACCACACCCACUCCUAGAUAAGAUAUCAUUUUUAUUUUAAUAUCUACCAUUAUGAAGUGCUGGAAAUUAAAUCCAGACCUGGCUGUGUUACAAUAACAUGUGGUUGUCCAUAAAUUGUUGCACACCUCAAGUAAAAUUUAGAUGAUGAAAGUUGAAGUCCAGCAACAGUUGUCGUAGAAAAUAAAUACCUAGAAUGAUGACUCUUUAGAGGUGAAGUUAGAAAUGUAAUGGUAAUUGACAAAGUAAUUUGGGACUAACCACAAAACUUUGGAUUGGAAGACUUGUUAAGGGAAUUGUAAAUGUUAUGCCAAGUCCGAAGAAUUCUGAAACUCAACUAUUUUUCCAGUUAAACUUUUUCAAACUAAUAUUUACAAUUGCCUUGUCAUCUUCACAUUGUUCCCACUUUAAUAAAUUAACCAUUUAUGUUUAUAAUUAUUGGUUAUGCAUAAGAUCACUAACAUGUUUUACUGCACAAUAGACAGGCUAAUUUUACAUAUGUGUAACUUUAUGUUUUUGUCAAAGCAAUCUGUGUUGUAAUAUCCUACUAUUAAUUUUGCUCAGGUACAAUGCAAGAAUCAUUACCCAAGGUUCCUUCAUCUUUUCAAUGGCUCUAGGAUCCUCACUUAAUUAAACUGUAUGAGUGCUAAAAUGUCCUCUUUAUUAACCUGGUCCUGAACAAUGUGUUUUUUUUUAAUCAUUCAGAUAUGACAAACUGUAUUGAAUAUUACAAAGUAAACUGCGUCAGACCACCAUUCACAUACGCCUCUCUCAUUCGAUGGGUAAGAAAUCAAGUAACACCAAUGACUGUUAAUAAGUCACAUAAUAUACACUAGGCAUUUUUGGUGGUCACUUUAAUGGGAUACUGUCAUUUCUCUGUAAUUUACAUCACUAUGUAAAACACUGAGAAUAACUUGUGUUAACCUUUUUUACAUGAAAUGCUCUAUUUUCUUUUAAAUAUUUAUUAAAGAUUUAGCAAAUUACAUCAAAACCAGUCCAGACAAGGCAAAGCCAGACCCCACACAAUGCAGAUCAGGAGGGUAAAUAAAAACAUUGUUUAAAUUCUCAUCUUCUUUAUAAGCUUUGUCAAUACUGGCUGCCAGAUGCAAAGAACAGAGCUUAUAACACUGAUUGACAGGGAGCUAAGAUAAAGAUGCCCAGUUACAGGAUGAAGAGGUGAUAUUUUAUAUUUCACACACUGCAAAUACAUAGUUGUUAAAAAUAGGGACAAGUAAACAGAAUACUAAAAAUUCAGAGAAGAGAUUGUUCCUCUUUAAUGACUACCUUGCACUGUGCAAUAUGUCUGGAAAGCAAAGCAUUCUGGGACAGAUUAUGCAAUGAAGUACCACCCACAUUAAAUAUUAGGGACGGUAUCUUUAUAUUCCUUGGAUUAAAACUGAAGCAGGCCAAGUAUUUAAUUUGUAUUAUAUCAUCAUAACUAUAUAUUCAGCUAGCACAGUAAACAGAAGAUUAAGAGAUUAAAGGGACACUAGUUGUUCUGGUGUCUAUGGCAUGUCCCUGCAGGCUUUUCACUGUAAAUACUGCCUAGUGGCACAUGGUGCCUAGUAACACCUCUAGUAGCAGUCACUUAAAUGGCCUCUGGAGAUGCUUCCUGGGCCAGUGCUGCACAGAGUGCAGCACUGAUGUUAAGCAUUGCCAUGCUCUGCAUGGAGACACUGAAAGCUCCCCAUAUCGGUGUAUUGAUUGCCCUCUAUGAGGAGAUGCAGAUUGUUGCAGCACUGUGCUUUGCUGCGCAUACACAAGAGCUUCCCAAAGAUUUCCCAUGGGAAAGUUUGAGGAACUCAGCCAGGGAGGCGGAGUGGGGUGGGCCCAGCCGUGGUGUAAACUCACCUUUUUAAAUACAGACAAGGUGGGGCCAGUGACCUAAAUGAUGUUUUAAAAACUAUAGUGUCAGGAAUACAUGUUUGCAUACCUAUUAAAACAUAGCUAUGUGUAGUGUGCAGUCUAAAAUGGUUUUAAUAUUCCGCUCCCCCCAUGAGUGGACAUAUAGAAAUGUUACGUAUGUUUGAAUUUUACAAAAUGAUCUGUCGCAAGGGAUCACCGUAUAAAUUAGUUAAACUUAAUCUGCUUAGCGGGAAGUUACCAAAUGUUUAUUCUGAUGAAAUUUAAAUGCUUUGUUGCCCCUGGGAGUUAAUUUUACAUCAGCCUUUUAAUUAGCCUGAAAUAGGUACACAGAAUCCAUGCCAAGUAAUUAUCCAGAACAGUCUAAGUAUGAUGAAAUAAUGGAUGCAAAGCUUUCUCCUAGUUCAAUGUAUCACACGUGCAAUAUACACUAAAAGAGACAGUAGUGCUUAAAAUUAAAGUGACAUAAAGUCUUAAAUUAUGCUUCCUUGAGUGGUUGAACAGUAAAUGGCAAAAGGGACAUAUAUGUAAGGGUGUUAUUGGAGCCGAAUUUUGAUAUAAAGGAAAUUUACUAAAACAGAGGGUAAGUAAAGACAGAUAGGGUUGGAGAGAACGGUAGAAGAUAGCUGGAUGGAGAGAGAGAGAGAUAUUUUAAAAAGAAACAAAGAUGUAAUGACAUGUGAGGAAAAACUACUAGUGGGAGAAACUUGGAAAAUUAUUAGUAAAGAACUUUUCCUGCACCGUUGCCUUGUCUACCAUCUUGUUUAGCUUCUGGUGCUUGUGGUAAAUUGUAUCAUCCUGAAUAAUUACAUUCAGAUUCUAAUAUGUUCAGUUAUGUACUAAAAUUAUCAAAUACAAUGUAUUAUAGAAGCAAAAGCUGAUAUAACGACACAGCCGUAACAAUGUAAAAUGACCCCUUUACACUGAUUGACACCUCACAGCUGAUCAGUCUGGAGAGUCAGGAGCAGAAUUGAGAUACGUCCCAACCAAUUAGCAGCAGAAGCCAUUAAUGUCUAAUAUCCUCUCCCUGGAUACAGUGCCUCUGUGGGAUUUGUAUUCUCUGCUGAUUAAGUAAUCCACUAAACACCAACAUCUAGUGAACUGAAGGGAAAUAUUACAAAGUGUAGUAAAAUAAAAGGCAGAUUUUUGAAAAAUAAUCCAACUCAGCUAUAGUCAAAGCUUGACAAUGUCAGCAUGAAUUUGCAAUUUGGUUUUCAAUUCAGUAUUUAGUGAAUAAUUCCCUCGGUUUUGGAACGCUUUAACCUUAUCUGACUUCAUUUUGGUUUUCGUUACCCUUUAGGCUAUCCUGGAAUCCCCCCAGAAACAGCUGGCACUAAAUGAGAUUUAUCAUUGGUUUACCAGAAUGUUUGCAUUCUUCAGGUCCAACAAGAUCACAUGGAAGGUAAUCACUGCCUCGGGAAACGCACAGAGAUUUCUGGGUAUUAACAAUUCUCAGUCUAGUGUGCUGUGGUGUUCUAGCGUAGACGUCCAUCAUUCACAGCACACUGUAGCGGCUCACCUGCCAAGUGUGUUUACUCAGCACGUAUUGUUACCAAUGGAGGAUCUCUGACUACAUUUUAAGAUUGUCCCAAGUCUUUCAGAAGUUCUGAAUAUAACCCAGAAUUUACUGACCAAACCUAUUACUAUUAUUGACAUUUAUAUAGCGCCAACUUAUUCUGCAGCGCUUAACAAUAUAAUAAAAGGGGGACAUUUAACAUUAAAUGAGACAAUUACAAAAUGUUACAGGAACAAUAGGUUGAUGAGGACCCUGCUCAGACAAACUUACACUAUAGAGCAGGGGUAGGCAACCUUCGGAACUCCAGAUGUUGUGAACUACAAUUACCAUAAUGCUCUUGCAGCCAUAAUGCUGGGAAAGCAUCAGGGGAUAUGUAGUCCUCAACAUCUAGGCCCUGAUCUAGAGGGUCUCCCCCAAUCUGUACUGUGUUUGAGUCAAAUUGUUGCCUGAUCUAUCUAACACAUGAUAAUAGGUUAGCUUGUUGCAAGGACUCUGUAAUUUCUACUCCACUCUGAUCUACUCUUGAACAUUUAGAUGAUCUGGUCUGAUGAUUGUACCUCUUUAUUAAAGAGGCACUCUAAACAACAUGGCAACUAAAGUUGACUGUAAUGGUUAUGUUUUCUCGGGUCCCCUAGCUCCAUCCCUUGCUUGAUAUCAAACAGCUUAAUAACCAUCUAUUAUAAACGGAGACUCUUCCCAAUGCCGAGAUACCUCCCCCAUUUAUUCCACAUUGAUAAUGCAAAAUUAACACUUAUCAAUGUCAAUUUCAUCCACCUUUGGCUGAGAUUAAUAGGGGAAGGUUAGUGUUAAUUUUGCAUUAUCAAUAAGGCUGAGAUGGGUGGUUCCUGGGUGCCAAAAAAAAAAAACUUUAGUUGUUAUUAAACCAUUCUUAGAUAUGGUUUAAUAUUAAAAUGAAGAAAAUAAUUAGGUGAUCAUAGAUGGCUUAACCACUACAGGGAGAUGUAAUGAUAAUUUGCUUAAGAAUUUAAGAUGGAUUUAAAGUAAAUUUCAAAUUUGAGGUCAAAAUAGCCAAACAAGUUAGAUAUGCUUUCAGUUCGACUACUCUAGGCCUUAAAUUUGAAAUUCACUUUGAAUUCUAACUUUAUUGAAUAACCUUGUAGAUAUUGCAAUAGUCUCAUAGGGGAUUAAGAAUGAAUAGAAAUCUAGAAAUGUGUUUUUGUUUGGGGUUUUUUAUUUCAAUGAGAAAGUAAAGUGUGACACAUAACUGAGUUUUCUGUUUCUAACUGAUAAUUUGUGAUAAAAAAAAAGCUAAAAAGUGAAAAGAGAGGAAGUGAAAGUCUCAUUGAUUAAAGAAAGGUCAAAGCCGUUAUGCAGGGAAGGUGUCCCGUCUACCCUCAAACUUUCACAGUACUUCUGAUCUGAAGUUAUUAGCCACUUCUGUAGUACGCGUUGUUUGGUAGAUACCUGGUUUCAAUUUACAUUAGUAUAUUAAACACCAUAACCACUGCACAACACUGUAGUGGUUAUGGUGCCAGGAGUGCCUAAUGUAAGUAGACAUUGUUCCAAUCAACUCUCCUUCUAUUCUCUUACUUUCACUUUGUUCUUUCUUCUUCAUUUUUUUUCUUUCUUUCUUUUUACCUUAAUCAUUAUUUUUGAAUUUGAAAUCUGUCUACUCCUACUGCCUCGCAACCCAGAAGUCUCGCUCUGCCCUAGUGAUUCACCAAUAUAUUAUGAAAAGUUACCAACAGAAAAAAAUAAUUACAGUAGAAGUUCUUUAUGAAUUAUACAUGAGCAGCACCCUACGAGAACCACAUAUUAGACAUGAUUACAGAGAUCAAUUAAUUAGCUGAACUGAAUAACUUUCUAUCCAUCUGAGCUGUUCAUUAUUAAUCCUUGGAGGUUCUGCUCCACACAGGAAGACCAUCAGACAGGGAGUCCUAUUAUUUUUAAUCAAAGAUAAUUAAACACGCGCAUAAUUUUAUUAACUCCUCAAUAAUUAAAUAACCACCAACAACGCAGAGUUUUCGAAAAUAAUUACCGGUAAUUUGAUUUGGGGAAAACUUAGUAUUUUUCUGGGCAGUGUUAUGGCUUUCCAAGUUAACAGAACUGUAUUAUUUAUAUGACAUUCACUUGAUAUAUUGAGGGAUUAUACAAAACCAUGUUUUUAUUGAGUGGCCUAACUCAUUUCUAUAAUUCUAGAAUGACCAAUUUUGUUGGUAAGAACAUUUUUGGACCAGCCAUAUGUUUACAAACGGUAGACGUGAAUUUGAUGGUCUAACAUAACCUCUUCCUACCCGUCUUCUCUCAACAGAAUGCAGUUAGACACAACCUAAGCCUCCACAAAUGUUUUGUGCGAGUUGAGAAUAUUAGAGGAGCUGUUUGGAUGGUUGACGAGCUGGAAUUUCAAAGGAAAAGAGGGGUGCGAAGUUCACGCUGAGUAACGGCGCGACUAUACGGCUUUGGCACUUCAACACACGGGGCUCCUUGUGUACAAACCAUCCUCCCCCUAUGUAACUAGUGGUGUAUAAUUCUCCACCUGGCAAUAAAGUUUGACUGGUGUUGUAUCCACAUCUACACCUCGAUACAGAUCUAAAGACUGUUUCACGACAAAUGUUCGCUGGUAAAAAUUCUGAAUCUUUUUUCUUCCCUCUUUUUCACUGCGUGAGCCAGACAUAUGCUCGGGAUUUACAACAGUUAUAAAAUGUAAACUGUUUUCCGCUACACAUCACAAAAUGUGGCUUUCCUGGAAAUGUUCACAUUUCGAAAGCCAAUCCAAAUCACACACAAGGAUUUAAUGAAUGAAAAUGUUCACGAAUGUGCCUUAAUGUGUACAUAUAACCUGAUAUAUAAACAAAAACCUUUAUAUUAAAAUGUACUGCUCUACUUUUUGAAUAAAAUAU
Messenger RNA from Pelobates cultripes (western spadefoot toad), 43735 nucleotides. NCBI's taxonomy places the organism in Eukaryota, Metazoa, Chordata, Amphibia, Anura, Pelobatidae. The record is from the annotation of a GenBank genome assembly.